Molecule: messenger RNA, 2233 nt
Organism: Zootermopsis nevadensis
Lineage: Eukaryota; Metazoa; Arthropoda; Insecta; Blattodea; Termopsidae
Source: RefSeq, a predicted model, not a curated record
AGACCAUAUACAACCAUUUCUAAAUUAUAUAUAUAUUUGCAGUUGCGAGGACCCGACUCGCACAAUAAUUAUUCGAACCUAAGCUCCCUAACCUGUAAAUGUAUUUAGUUUUAUUUGUGGUUACCAGCCCAAAUGCAGAGGAAUUCAGAUUACAGAAUUUAACCAGUCACUCUGCUGUAAAAGCAGACUUGAAUGAUAAAGCAAUCUUGCCUCAUUUGCAAGAGCUUUCGUGGAAAUGAAGAUCCAGUGAAUUGUCUCACUACUUCAGAAAUAAUUUAUUCAGAAUUACAACGGAUAUUUAUGAAAAGCAAAGGGAAGGAAGAUUGUAAUAAAUUGUUAAAACUGGUGGUUUGUUUUGUGACUGUUGUUAGCCCUGUUUCUGAGAAGAGCCUGUCUAUACAAAUUACGGACGACAAUGACCCCUUUAUGUUGUACACACUUGUCAUCAAUGAAGUUGAUUUCCAGUCGAUCAAGGAGCAACAGGGACUUCUUAUUGAAUAUGAUAAGUUUCCUCAACAGCUGAUAAAGUUACUCCACCUAUGUAACAGUGUUGGAGGCAACUACCAUAUUAUUAUUGAGGAGGCAACUGGAGACGCAUUUGGGUCUCGGCAAACUCUGAUGAAGAUCAUUGAAACAAACCAGUUCAAACAGUUAUGCCACCUGUCUCUUCUCUUCAGUAUAGGGAAUGAUGCUGAGAUUAAGAAGCACUUGGCUGUUCAAUUAAAGUCAGUGAAGGAUACACUGAGUCAUGCAGAGUCUAAAGUUUCUCAGGCAGAAACGCGAGCCGAGGAUCUUGCAAAGAAACUUGAGCUGAAAGAUCGGGAGCUAGAAGAACUAAAAGAUCGUUGGCAUGAUGAAACUAAAAAUAUUCACCAGCAAACAAGAGAAGAAAUAAACAGUGAACGGGAGAGGCUCUUAAAGGCACAGCAGGACCUAAGGAAGUCUUUUGAUGCUGAAAAGGUGCAGUUUCAGGAGAUGCUGGCAGAAAAUAAGCGAAGCUUUGAGUCUCUACUUGCCGGACUGCAGACUGAGAACAAAGCUUUGUUUGAACAGAGCUGUGAGUCAGAUUCAAAACUGCGCGAACAAGAUACCAAACUGGAUACUCUGUAUAAAGAAAAUGUUGCAUUGCAACGGGAGGCAACAAUGUUGCGUAAUCAGAGUGCAAAGUUGGAUACUAAUUACCAUGAGAAAGAGACAAGUUUAAACAACUUGAAAACAAGAUAUGCAGUGUUGGAGCAGGAACUCAAAGAUAAAGAUGUGCUUCUUAGACAACAGCGUGAGUUACUUCAAGUGGCUCAUGAGCAGAAGUCUUUUCUGGAAGAGAACCUGGCUGAAAAAGAUGCUGUUCUUGUGAGAAGGCAGACCUCUUUGCAGAAGCUUUCAGAAGAAUUUUUGAAAGGAAAUGAGAUAAUUAAAACACUCCAAAAGGAUACUGCCAUGUUGAAAUCAAAAAUCAGGCUUAGAACCAAAAUUAUAUUGGAGCAAGAAGGUGUGUUAUCUUCAAAAGAGAAAGAAAGAAUUGCUCUUCUUGCACUGGUAGAAGACCAACGAAGAAAGAUUGAACACUUGGAAUCUGUAGAGCAGCAACUGUCAGAGUCGCUCAAGGUUGAAACUGCUAAGGUUGCGGAGAAGGAAGCAAUUCUGAGCAAUAAUACAAAUUUAAUUAAUUGGCUGAAUAGGCGUGUCAGUGAGCUGCAAACUGCUUCUCAAGUGCAGUCAACUUCAAGGCUUCCUCCAAAAGGUGCUGGCAUGACAACUUCAACACCUCAUAUGGGUUUGACUUUGGGUUCGCAUAGGACAUUUGAGUUUAGACCAUUGAUGGAACCUGAAGUACCACGAUCUAGAACUCCUGGAAUAGCAAUAUGUCCCCAGACUGAGAAAACAGGAGCUCCUAGAAACUUUGCGGCAGCAGCUACCUUAUCUGAUCCUGGUGUCCUAAGUACAAGUGCACCUUGCCAAAAUCCUAGUGCAGAGAGCUUGCAGGCUGGAUCUUCUGAAGUGACACAAACAAGGAGUCAGCCAAGGACAAAGACUUUCAACCCUUCUUCCUAUUUCCCAAAAGGUUAUUCUAAGUUAGUUUCAUUGAGAUAAUAUUUUAUGUACAGUAGAUUUGUUAAAAUUAUUGUCAUGGGACCAAGACAUCUUGUUGAUUUGAUAUAUGUAAAUUCAAAUGUAUAACUUAAUGGAUAAUUUUUAUUACACAUUGUACAUAAUUCAGAAGUCAGUAUAGUGA